GAGAGCCUCAUUCGCCCUGACUCACUUCCGGAACCCCCUUUCCGGUUCUUUCCGUCAAACAUGGCGCCGAUCCGUCAGAAGAAGUUUACUGUUCCCAAGAAGAGUAAAAAGGGUCCUGGGUGGAAGUUCACCCUGGACCUGACCCACCCUGUGGAGGAUGGCAUCAUGGACUCUGCCAACUUUGAGAUAUUCCUUAAAGAGAGGAUAAAGGUCAACGGGAAAACCGGUAACCUUGCCAACGUCGUGUCGGUCAGUUGCAUGAAGAACAAAAUCGACGUCACAUCAGAGAAGCAGUUCUCUAAAAGGUAUCUAAAAUACCUGACAAAGAAGUACCUGAAGAAGAACAAUCUCCGUGACUGGCUGAGAGUGGUGGCGUCCAACAAGAAGACCUACGAGCUGCGCUACUUCCAGAUUAGCCAGGAUGAUGAAGAGUCUGAUGCAGACGAGUAGACUUGUUGUGUGGAACAUUGCACAAUAAAUUUGCAGCUAAACAACUCCCA
Molecule: messenger RNA, 500 nt
Organism: Nerophis lumbriciformis (worm pipefish)
Lineage: Eukaryota; Metazoa; Chordata; Actinopteri; Syngnathiformes; Syngnathidae
Gene: rpl22l1
Product: ribosomal protein L22-like 1
Biological process (GO): cytoplasmic translation
Cellular component (GO): ribosome
Molecular function (GO): RNA binding; structural constituent of ribosome
Source: RefSeq, a predicted model, not a curated record